AUGGCUUUUGCAACUGCUGCUGACGACAACGACAAGAAACUUAGAAAAACUUACCAUUGUAAAAGAAAUGUUAGAAGGAGUAAAAGGGGAUGGUGUCCACCUUUUGGCGGAACUAGUACUGGUGCAACUAAUGUAGAACCGGGUGAUAAUUAUUUCGAUCCUGUGCUCGACAAUCCUGUGUUCAACAAUCCUGCGCUCAACAAUCCUGCGCUCAACGGUCCUGCGCUCAACAGUCCCGCGAUUGGGCACAA
This is a messenger RNA of Paraglomus brasilianum, 251 nucleotides long. NCBI's taxonomy places the organism in Eukaryota, Fungi, Glomeromycota, Glomeromycetes, Paraglomerales, Paraglomeraceae. The record is from the annotation of a GenBank genome assembly.